CCCUGUUUUCCUUACACUUUGCACUAACCAUCCAAAGAUAGUGACAAAUUUAUGAUUCUUGACUGGGAGGUAUGGCAGGACGGCUGGCCUCUUGGACUGGGCCUGGGCACCCUGAAUCCGGGAGCCGGGGCGGUCAGGAGCGUCGGCUCCUCCUCCUCCACCGCGGCAUUCACCCCGUCCCACUGCGUCUCGUCCGUCGCUUCGUCUGAUCUGGACACAGAGUCGGCGUGGUCUUUGCCGCGCGCUGGCGGCGGCGGCGGCGGCAUCACGCUGGCGGCCCUGAUCGGCCUGGUGGACGCUAUGGAGAGCCGGCGCAGCAGGCGCCGGGGCGAGAGGGCGAGCAGGAGCGGCAGGCUGCGGGCGCUGCUGCUCUCGCUCUGCCUCCGGAGCCACCUGGAGAACGGCGGCGGCGCGGCGCCGUCGCUCGGCCAGUUCCUCGAGAUGGAGAGGAGGGCUAGCGGGAGCAGUGGCCAUCUCCACAGGAUGCUUCCGUGGAACCGUGACUGACGAGCCUGUAUCCACGAUGCAACCGACGGAGGAAUAAGAUUUGCAUGUUGUUAUUCUUAAAAAAAAAAGAUUUGCAUGUUGUCGCUCAUUUUUCUUCUUUUUUGAGGGACAUGUUUUUUUUCG
Triticum aestivum (bread wheat) is the source of this 630-nucleotide messenger RNA. RefSeq lists its product as uncharacterized. The transcript is spliced from 2 exons. The coding region runs from base 52 to 507 and encodes 151 amino acids. The record is from RefSeq and is a predicted model, not a curated record. NCBI's taxonomy places the organism in Eukaryota, Viridiplantae, Streptophyta, Magnoliopsida, Poales, Poaceae.